CUCACCAUCCUGCACCAUGGGCCGCGUUCUCUUGAAGGUUAUCAUCCUCGGCGAUAGUGGCGUCGGCAAGACCUCACUUAUGAACCAAUAUGUGAACAAGCGCUUUAGCAACCAGUACAAAGCGACCAUCGGUGCAGACUUCUUGACGAAGGAGGUUAUGGUGGAUGACCGACUGGUGACGAUGCAGCUAUGGGACACGGCCGGCCAGGAACGCUUCCAGUCUCUUGGCGUCGCGUUCUACCGAGGUGCCGACUGCUGCGUGCUCGUCUACGACGUCAACAGCUCAAAGUCCUUCGAGACCCUCGACAGCUGGCGCGAUGAGUUUCUCAUCCAGGCUAGCCCACAUGAUCCGGAGAACUUUCCCUUUGUUGUGCUCGGCAACAAGAUUGAUAUGGAGGAGAACAAGCGCCAGGUCACGCAGAAACGUGCGAUGACCUGGUGCCAGUCCAAAGGCAACAUCCCCUACUUUGAGACUUCGGCUAAGGAAGCGAUCAACGUCGAACAGGCCUUCCAGACCGUUGCGAAGAACGCUCUCCAACAGGAAGCUGAGGAACAACUAUACGUCGACUACCCGGAUCCCAUCAGAAUCGACUCUGAGAGCACGCGGAGCUUCGGAUGUUGCUCUUAACCAAGUCAAUGCGCAUCGCCUUCGCCUUGACAUGCUCGCACCCGUCACGACUUCCAGUUACCCUUAUUUCUUUCCUCGAACACUUCGCUCUGCUGUCCAUGUUGUCCCUCUUGGGCUUGUUCACUAAUACAUACUCGAUGAUGAUCUCAUGCCCGCUUGUACAUUCAUACGCGUUGCUGUUACUGUCUGCGAUACAUACGCGAAGGAACAGCAUAUUACUUU
Postia placenta MAD-698-R-SB12 is the source of this 850-nucleotide messenger RNA. RefSeq lists its product as hypothetical. Gene Ontology annotation, molecular function: GTP binding; GTPase activity. Gene Ontology annotation, cellular component: phagocytic vesicle; fungal-type vacuole membrane; late endosome. Gene Ontology annotation, biological process: regulation of vacuole fusion, non-autophagic. Lineage: Eukaryota; Fungi; Basidiomycota; Agaricomycetes; Polyporales; Adustoporiaceae. The transcript is spliced from 7 exons. The record is from RefSeq and is a predicted model, not a curated record. Bases 17 to 628 code for a protein of 203 amino acids.